Mycotypha africana is the source of this 1905-nucleotide messenger RNA. RefSeq lists its product as uncharacterized. Gene Ontology annotation, molecular function: long-chain fatty acid-CoA ligase activity; long-chain fatty acid transmembrane transporter activity. The coding region runs from base 1 to 1905 and encodes 634 amino acids. The record is from RefSeq and is a predicted model, not a curated record. NCBI's taxonomy places the organism in Eukaryota, Fungi, Mucoromycota, Mucoromycetes, Mucorales, Mycotyphaceae. The transcript is spliced from 14 exons.
AUGAGCUCAGAUGUAUUGCCUGUGGUAGCUGCCGGGUUAGCUGGUCUAUUAGGGAGCAUGUACGUCGAUGCUAAAUUCUUGCUCAGCAAGGACAUACAUCAAUUAAGAAGCGGUGCAGCCGCUACACUAGCGCUGAAAGUAUGGGGAUUUCAAGACAAGCUGCAUUUCUAUUACAGAUUCAAAGAGAAAGCAAAAGCUCAUCCCGAUAAAAUUUUUGUAAUGUUUGAAGGUAGAAAGUACACAUUUCGUGAAGUUGAGAAAGCAUCGAAUAAACUGGCACACUGGUUAUUAGCACAGAAUGUAAAGCGAGGAGAUGUUGUUUGUAUGAUGCAUCAAAAUCACCCAACGUUUUUCAUGGCAUUGCUUGCUAUCAGUAAAAUUGGCGCUGUUCCUUCUUUCAUCAAUACGAAUCUAACGGAUGAUCCUUUACUGCAUUGUAUCAAAAUCUCUAAUACAAAAGUAUUCAUAUUCGACCCCGUCUAUAAAGCUCAAGUGCUUCCCAUUGUCGAGUCAUGCCGUCAAUUAAAAGUAGACUUAAUAGCCUAUGGCGAAUCGACUUUUGAAUAUGAAUUAUCGCCCUUGACUUUUGCAACAACCCUUACGCCCAACGUCUUGUCGCAUUUUAGUGAUAGCGACACCAACGAGGAUUGCCUUAAAGGGGUGGAUCCUUCAGAUCCAGCAUAUUUGAUAUAUACUAGUGGAACAACAGGCAUGCCGAAGGCUGCCAUCAGCCAACAUGCACGAGUAAAUUUCGCUAUGGUCAUGUAUUCUUAUAUUGUUGGCAUGCGCAGGGAUGAGCGAGUCUAUUGCGUAUUGCCAUUAUACCACAGUUCAGGAAUGAUUGUUACAUCAGCUGUAACCCUGUACUCCGGAGGCACUCUUGUCCUCGGCAGAAAAUUUUCUGCAAGUCGCUUUUGGAAAGAUUGCGUCGAAUAUAAAGUUGACAUCUUUACGUAUAUUGGUGAGUUUUGUAGGUAUCUGUUGAGCCAACCACCUCAAUCUGCAGAAAACAAUCAUAAAGUAAGACUAGUCUACGGCAACGGUAUGAGACCCGAUGUUUGGAACCGAUUUAGAGACAGGUUCAACAUCCCCAAGAUUUGCGAAUUCUACGCUGCAACAGAAGCUCCAACAAGUUUAUUUAAUGUCAACACAGGAGAGAUGGGUGCAGGAGCUGUCGGCCUACGAGGGAAGCUAUUCCGCUUGAUACGUAGUGAAGUUCAGCUGAUUAAAAUUGAUCCAAUAACUGAGGAGCCUUUAAGAGAUAAAAAUGGCCUCUGUAUCAAGUGCAAGUUUAAUGAACAAGGGGAGCUACUGGUGCGUCUUGAUACGGACGGGCCUAUCCAGUUCGACGGCUAUUAUAAAAACGAGGGUGCAACCAAGAAAAAGAUCCUAUCGAAUGUGCUUGUAAAAGGAGACACUUAUUUUAGGAGUGGUGACUUACUUCAACUGAACCCAGAUGGCUACUUUUUUUUCGGUGAUCGUGUGGGCGACACAUUCCGUUGGAAAUCUGAAAACGUAGCUACUACAGAAGUUUCUCAAGCUCUAGGGAUAUAUCCUGGAAUUGCUGAAGCUAAUAUAUACGGUACGCUGGUUCCUCACCACGAUGGCCGUGCUGGUAUGGCUGCUCUAGUUUUGAAAGAUGGUGAAAAAAUUGAUUUGAGCGAUCUCCUGAAAUAUCUUCGCCAAAAAUUACCAAAGUAUGCUAUCCCUCUCUUUAUACGUUUUGUACCUGCUAUGGUAAUCACUGGUACAUUCAAGCAACAGAAGGUAGAAUAUCGAAAUCAAGGAAUCGAUUUGACGAAAAUUCCCGAAACCGAUCCAAUUUACUGGUUGAAAGGAGACACAUAUGUACCUUUUACCAACAAUGAUUAUUUAAGCUUAUGUGACGGUAAGGUUAAAUUAUAG